CACUCAGCCUCUCACGAAGCAACUCAAUCGAUAGUCGUCGCUCUUCAAAAAUAUUCGCCCAUUCAUUCUUAGUUCACACCAAUGACUUACCAAACCAAAUCUUGGGGUUCAAAUUUUCCCACAACUAGUAGUAGUACUACUAAUGACCCAGUAAUAGUGGAACGGAUAGGGAGGUUGGCGGCGGCGAACGCGGUGGUGAUAUUCAGCAUAAGCACAUGUUCCAUGUGUCACGCCGUGAAGAAGCUGUUUCGCAACAUGGGUGUCAACCCGACGGUUUACGAGCUGGACGAGGACCCCAACCGAUCGGGCAGAGAGAUGGAAAGGGCUCUGAUUGGGCUCAUUGGGGCGAUACCUGUGGUGUUCAUUGGAGGCAAAUUGGUGGGUGAUACGGACAGAGUCAUGGCUUGUCAUAUCAGCGGCACUCUCGUCCCACUUCUCAAGGACGCUGGUGCUCUCUGGCUUUGAUCAUGAGAGAGAGAGAGAGAGAGAGAGAGAGAGAGAGAGAGAGAGAGAGAGAGAGAAUAUACUCCCUAUGAAACUUACUAGUUACUACUAACACAGAGGAAUAAGUACUUCUACUGAAGAAGAGGAAGAGGAGUGGGUUUCUGACUCUGCCCAUUUUGGUUGAUUUUCUAUUCCCCUGUUUUCUGUUUUCUCUUUCAGUUGGGUCGUCGUCUUCUUCUUUUUUUUUUUUUUUUGGGCUCUAUCUAAUAUGGGUCGCAGACAGAAAUGUAAUUUCGCUCCCUCAUAUACGAGAAACAACUGGAACAAUAGAAGAAAAAAGAGAUGAAUUAUUAUUAUG
Molecule: messenger RNA, 802 nt
Organism: Rhododendron vialii
Lineage: Eukaryota; Viridiplantae; Streptophyta; Magnoliopsida; Ericales; Ericaceae
Product: glutaredoxin-C1-like
Exons: 1
Coding region: 82-465 (127 amino acids)
Source: RefSeq, a predicted model, not a curated record